Messenger RNA from Maniola jurtina (meadow brown), 2615 nucleotides. It is a transcript of the gene Mapmodulin, whose product is annotated as acidic leucine-rich nuclear phosphoprotein 32 family member A. Lineage: Eukaryota; Metazoa; Arthropoda; Insecta; Lepidoptera; Nymphalidae. The coding region runs from base 154 to 930 and encodes 258 amino acids. Gene Ontology annotation, molecular function: histone binding. The transcript has 6 exons. Gene Ontology annotation, cellular component: nucleus. The record is from RefSeq and is a predicted model, not a curated record.
AGGCGGCGCCAGUAGUACGACGUCAGUCGUGUGUAAUGUGUACCUAUAGUUUCCUUCUGUUUUGAAACCCAAGCAAGCUAAGUGAUAGAGUUCCUUGAACAAUUAAAAGGGGUUUUCGAGUGUUUCAUAGUGCAAUCCUUCAGUUUGAAGAAGAUGGAAAAGAGAGUUGUGUUGGAAUUACGGGGAAGGAAUCCCUCGCAGAUCAAGGAGCUUAAUUUGGAUAACUGUAGAAGCACUAACAUUGUUGGGCUAACAGACGAGUAUACCAACCUCGAAAUUCUAAGUCUCAACAAUGUUGGUCUCACAACACUCAAAGGAUUCCCCACACUGCCCAAGUUGAGGAAGUUGGAACUCUCUGAUAACAGGAUAUCUAAUGGACUCAACUUUCUGAAAGGAUGCAAGAGGCUAACUCAUCUCAAUUUGUCGGGAAAUAAAAUAAAAGAUUUGGAGAUGUUACAGCCACUGGAUGAGUUUGAGAACCUGAGAGUACUAGAUCUAUUUAACAAUGACGUCACUAACAUUGAUGACUACAGGGCGAAAGUUUUUGCAUUGCAUCCUUCUGUCAAGUACUUGGAUGGAUUUGACCGAGAGGACAGAGAGGCAGAGGAUAGUGACGCAGAGGAGGAAGAUGUUGAGGAACUGAAUGGAAACAAUGACAGCGAGGAAGAUUCAGAGGUGGACGACGAAGAAGACGAAGAUGAGGAUAUAUCACUGAGCGCAGUUUAUCGUGAUAACUUAGAGGAGGAGAGCUCUGCCAGCUCACUGUUCGCGGGCAGCGACGUCGAGGAGGAGGAGGACGACGACGACGACAACGACAACGACGCUGACGCCGAACACAACACCAAGGCUAAAGAUGGAGAGAACGCGCGCGAGCCCGAAGAGAGUACUCGAGGUAAAAAGCGAAAACAUGAAGACGAAGACGAGAAUUGAAAGUUGCCUUAUGCGGAGUUAUCUUACUAGUUCGUAAGUGUACAGCGCUCCGAAGCAUCGGACAAUAAACCUGAUCAUAGUAAUGCAAUGUGUACCACAACACCGGCGCGCCGCGGCGAGUCGGCGUGGGAAUAUCCGACUCCGAAACCACAUGGGUCCAUAUGAACGCGACGAGAACUAAAUCUUAUCACCAUAAUCUGAAAUUUUUAAUGUUGAUGUCUUUUUUGUGUGAAAUCUGUAGUUUGUUGUCCGAAAGUUAAUAAUUCAAUUAAAUUGUUUAUGUAAUAAUUAUUUUUUAUUCUAUUGACAUGCUUACUUUAGUCUAAUCGAAUGAAAUGCGAGUGCAUGAUUGUUAGAUGUAAAAUUAGCUCUCGGAAUUUCUUAAAAUUACAAUUUUAUUGAUAUUAGCUUUAAGUGGUAAGUAAUAUUAAUAUUAACGGUGAACGAUGAUUGGUCGUACAUUUGUAAUUCUGUUUUGAAAAUGAUAAAUUCUAUGCGAGAUAUUCCGCCUGUGUAAUACUUUAUAUGACCAAUACUGGUUGAGACAUUUGAAGGUAUAACUGAUGCCAUCGGUCGCCAUUCAUAUUUACGCGCCAUAGUGACUGAAACGCAUAAUGUUUAUCUACAAGAACAGAAUAUGAUAAGUACUAGAUCACUUUCAAAAUCAUCUUGCUCCCAUACCGAAUCAAAAACAUCUGUAUUAUGUAUACCUAUCAUAUAAAAGAUGGAUAUGUUACAGUUCCAGUCAAAACUACUUUUAACUACAAAAAAUAGUAUAAACUUCUAUUGACUAAAUAAAGACUACUGGUCAGAUGUAGUUUUGAUUGAAAAAUAUUGGUCAGUCAAAACUACUUUUGACUAUUUUUUGCAGUCAAAAGUACAUAGUUUUGACUGGAUGAGAAUUUGACUGUAAGGUAAAAUUUAUUUUGGUUAACAAUUUUUUCAAAGUUCAUUUUUAUUUCUUAUAUAGGUAAAUAUUAUAAUAUUAAAGUAAAAAACCAUUUGCCAUUUUGUCAUGUUGAAGGAAACCAAGAGGAGCUUUUGAACUAUCCUAUUUCAUAAAAUAAAUAAUUCAGCUAGGCUAGUCGGUCGGAAAGCCAUUAAACAAUAAAUUAAGUCAAUUGUUUUGUAUUUAAUAUACAAAAUUAACAGUUAUCUUCAUGUACAGGACAAAAAUAUCAUAAUGAUAGCGCUCUUCUAAAACUUAAUAAAUAAUAAUUUAUUUUAUUAAAAUUAGAGUCUGCUCUAAUCUUAAAUAAUAUGUAUUGAUGAAUUUUAAAUUAGUUUUGUAAUCUCACUUCGAAAACUUAUGGCAGUUGGUGGGAUUAGGCUCAAUUCAUACUAAGGCAGAUUCGAAGGGGAUUAAAGCGUCAAUCGGAAACUUAAUAUAACAAAUUCACCCCUAUCUCCACAACGUAAGGCACAUAUUCCUUCUAAGAUAAAAGGAAGACGCGAAUUCUCGCGCAUUUGACGGAAUUCGUGCGUCUGAUCAAAACCAACGCUGAAAGCGCCUAUUAUGGGAACCAACGCGAAGUCACACGUCAGUCGGAAUCGGAAACUGACCCGUGUAAAAUGAAAAAGCGUGCAAACGCGCGCAUUAGUGCAACAUCGCUUUAAUUGUGAAUUUCACGCUUUGAUUCUGCGCUAGUAUGAAUUGACCCUUAAAUAGCCGACCUGAUUUUCGA